AGUCAGUUGAGCAUUCAAUUCCACGCUCCUUUAUCAAUCCUUGAUUGUUUUCUCCGCAUUCCUGUGCCCAGACAGUCCUUCUCGCCGUUGAAGCGCCCCGCCGCAUAUAGACGCAUCUUUUUGGCACAUCUUUUACGAUUUCGAAAUUUGCAAUAUUCUAUACUCAACACCUAAUCUUUUGACCGCACGCGGCUCGUCCCUCGCGGCCUGAACAGAUCGACCCAAGUGGCUCCCUCACCGCGUUUGUUAGCGUACCUGAUACGCCGCAACCGCAUUCCUGCCUCCCAAAUGGCCGUGACCGUCGUCGACAACACUAUUGGCAACGCCGAGCCCCAGCAGCAGCCGGCGCCCUUCCAGGAGCCGCCUCCCGUGGUGACGACUCCAUGUGACCCUUGGCCCAGACCGUAUUAUCUCGAAGGAGGGCUCCGCCGUGUGACUCCCUACCAUUUUACAUAUAACACCUACUGCAAGGAACGAUGGCGGGGACGAGAGAUUCUAGACGUCUUUGCGAGCGAGUUCCGGGACAGGCCGAAGGAGUAUUAUAAAUCGGCUAUUGAACGAGGUCUCGUCACAAUCAACGGAAAACCGAUCCCUUCAAUCCACACACUUGUUAAGAACGGCGACGUCAUUUCUCACACUCUUCACCGACACGAGCCCCCUGUCACCUCUGAGCCUAUCGGCAUCAUUCACGAAGACAACGACAUGAUCGUGAUCAACAAGCCGAGCGGCAUCCCCGUACACCCAGCAGGACGAUAUAACUACAACACCAUUGUCGAAAUCAUGCGCGCGGACCGGGGCUACCAAUGGAACCCACUACCAUGCAACCGGCUCGACCGGCUGACAUCGGGCGUCAUGUUCGUCGGCAAACACCCCAAAGCAGCAGAGGACAUGAGCAUGCAGAUCAAAGACCGGACGGUGAAGAAAGAAUACAUUGCGCGCGUAAAGGGCAAGUUCCCCGACGGGGACGUCGUCUGCGAACAGCCCAUUUUGCAAAUCAGCCCGAAGCUCGGACUCAACCGGGUGCGCGCCAGUGGGAAAGAAGCCAGGACCGUGUUCCGGCGACUAGCAUAUUACCCGUCCCUGAACCCGGACGGGAUUAUCGCAGAUGGCAACGGGUCGGAAAAGACAUGGGACAACUCGACGGGCUACUCGAUCGUGCGGUGUCUCCCGCUGACCGGCCGCACGCAUCAGUUGCGCGUGCAUUUGCAGUUCCUCGGACACCCGAUCACGAACGACCCAAUCUAUUGCAAUCGCAAGGUCUUUGGGUCGAAUCUGGCGCAGGGCGACGCAGACGGCGAAAAGGACGAAGAUAUCAUUGCGCGACUGUCGCGCAUGGGCAAAGACGAAGUCGCGGAUGCAGUGGCAUAUCAUGACGAAAUGGUCGAUCAGUACGAGAAGACGCGCGCAGAGAAAAUGACGGGUGAGCUGUGCGAGGUUUGUGAUACCCCGCUCUAUAGCGACCCCGGUGUCCAUGAGCUCGGCAUCUAUCUCCAUGCCAAGCGCUACGCGUGCCAGGACGGACGAUGGGAGUAUGAGACCCCUUUGCCCAAGUGGGCGUUGCCUCCCGCGGGCAUGAUUGGCCCGACUGAAACCACGCCCGAGACUGAUCCCCUUGCGGCGGAUCUGGAAAAGUUGGGGCUGGAAGGUAAAUCGCUUGAAGAGAAAAAGAAGAGGGAGCACGAGGAGGAAGAGAAGAGUAAAGCUGCUGCUGCUGCUGCUGCUGCGCCAGAGACAGUACCCGAGCAAGUGCAGCAAGUAGAGCCGGAAGUCGCUGCGCAGGCGUCAUGAGAAAAGUGCGAUCAAUCGUCGGCAUCGAACUAUAUAUAUUUCUUUUGCGGGUUAUAUGGUAUCUAUAUACUGGUAUAUGGGGGGUGUUUGUAUAAAAAUGGCGCCGCGCAGUUUUUUUUUCCCGCUUGCAUAAAUGGCGAUAUAAAGGCGGCAUUUUCUUUUUUCUGUAGAAAUAUCUUGCUUUUUCAUCAUUUGGAUGGGUAUAUACGCAUCAUAUCCUCGUCGCAUGGCAUAGCAUGGCAGGGGGGUAUCGCAUUGCUUUUGCGCGGCAAAAUUACAGUAUGAUAUCCUGGGGAGUACCGGCCGACUCUCCGCUGCGGAG
Messenger RNA from Xylona heveae TC161, 2110 nucleotides. RefSeq names its product pseudouridine synthase. The transcript is spliced from 2 exons. Gene Ontology annotation, molecular function: pseudouridine synthase activity; RNA binding. The coding region runs from base 289 to 1788 and encodes 499 amino acids. Lineage: Eukaryota; Fungi; Ascomycota; Xylonomycetes; Xylonales; Xylonaceae. The record is from RefSeq and is a predicted model, not a curated record. Gene Ontology annotation, biological process: pseudouridine synthesis.